Hymenoscyphus albidus is the source of this 1750-nucleotide messenger RNA. Lineage: Eukaryota; Fungi; Ascomycota; Leotiomycetes; Helotiales; Helotiaceae. The record is from the annotation of a GenBank genome assembly.
AUGUAUAGGGGUACUGGAGCAUCUCCUCCGCGGAGCAGAGGCUCUCCAGACAAGCCACGUCCCGUCAAGAUGCCGCGACCACAACCUCUCGCUGGUGCAUGCACACACCUCACCGUGACGCGAUACUAUACCACCCAUUAUCGGUGUUGUAUAUGUACAAGACUUGGCUCAUUCGGUUGGCUUUACAGAUGUACGCAAGAUCGGGAGUUGAUGCUUGAAGAAAACAACAAGAGAUUGGUGGGCUCAGGUACUCUAUUUUGAUGGUCAUUCACUAACGACAAUCUAGGGCUCAACAGAUGAAGGAAUCAGCGCGAUGCUUGGAAGAUCUGAGAUUCCACUCAGAAGUCCAGCAGCCAGACAUGACAAGUUAGCCUUCCUGUCUGAAUUGACGCCUGAGCCAUUUGCCUCUUAUUCUGAGGAGCAAGUCAAUAAAAUCCUUGAUCAAAGAGCUCACGUAGGAACCCCAUCUACAACUCCAAAUCUCACCAACUAACCCUAACCCAGAUCCUCGAAGUCGCCUUCGCCCAAAGCCAACCCAUCACCCCCGAAAUCAUCGUCACUCCCCCCAGUCCACCCAACCAACCCGGCUCAUCCAGAGACCCUCCAACCAGAGCCCUAACCCCACCACCCAACUACCCCGACAAACCAUGGCUCAACAUGACCGGAGGAGAAUGCCAAUUCAAAUGCUGCCACCGGUGCCGUUCAGGUCUCUACGAACGCUCAUACCUCUCCCUCGACGGCAUCGCAAAGAACGACAUCCCCAUGACAGCACUGACUGGCUUCGGCUUCCACACACGCGAACACAUGCCCUACUCACACCCCGAACAUGUCAAGAACCUCGGUUUGCGUCCAAAUCCGGUUCCUAGAGCGAGUGUACCACCAAUGAUCCCAAGAAGAGCAUAUACACUCGUGAGUUCUCUCUUUCGACGACUGGUAUAUCUUCCCUCCCCCUUUCCCUAUAAACAAAUACAACAAAGAACAAGAACACUAACACCAAACCCCACAGAUCCAAGACUCCGACUCCGACUCCGACGUAGAAAUGACCGACGCACCCCCCCUCAACCCAACCCUCCCACGUACCCCCCGCCCAAAGUCCUGGACCAUAACCAACAACCCCUCCUCCCGAUCAAGCACCGACUUCGCAACCGAAGGCCGCAAGAUCCUCACCGACUUCCUCAAUAAACUAACCGCCGAACCCUCGCCCAGCUCCUCCGACCACUCUUUAGCCACGCUCCAAAAAUACACCAAUAAACCCCUUCCUACCCUCCCUACCGUUCCUGCAAAUCAAACUUUGAAGUCCAAUACCCUUCAAAACACAGCAACCCCUCACCCAGGUCCGCUUACCUCCAACCCACCACCACACAUCAUCCGUCCCAAGCCGCGCCGUUCGAACCUCAGCCUUGCUGUUGCGAUUAGUACACCCCUGCCUGUCGACGAAGACGAAGACGAGGAUUUCAAACCAUUAACACUAAUGGAAAAGCAGGAGGCCCAUGAAGGCGCAGGCGUGUUUUCAAGCAAACCCCUGGAAGUCGGUGAUGGCGUAGCAUUCAUGGAGGAGGGUCUCGAGGGCCAUUUUGCGGAUUUGAUGGAUAUUGAGGUUGAGGGAAGUGGGAAGGAGAAGGGAAUUGAUGGGGAGACGUUGAAUGGGGAGGAGAUGGAUGUUAAGGAGGAUGGUGAGGUGAGAGAAGGAGAGAGUGUUGGAAGUGGAAGUGGAAGUGGGGGAUUGGAGAGUAUCAUGACGCAAGUUUGA